CCCAGUUUCAUCUCCACAUAAAACACAGGGGCACAGCUGCAGAGCCCUCCCCGAGCACGACCACCCUCCUCUCCGCGGGUUAUUCCCAACUUGAACUCAACCUCAGAGCGCCAAUUCACUUUCAAUGUCGAGUUUUGAUGCAAUUGGAUCAUCUGUGCUUUUAUUCCCCUAGAGUGUGUAUUUUCAUUCAGUUGUGAGGUGUGAACUCUCGAGCGCAAUGUGUCCUCUGAAUGACAGUGGCUCUGUGGGCGCGGAGGACGUGGCGAGGGAUGAGAGUCUGGCCAAAGUGGAGAUCGCGCUGCUCAGCGUCAUCUUCUUCAGCGCCGCCAUCCUCAACAGCGCCGUGCUCGUCGUCCUGUGGAGGCAGCGCAAGCAGAUGUCCAGGAUGCGCGUCUUCGUGUUUCACCUGUGCCUUGCGGACCUGGUGGUCGCGUUCUUCCAGGUGUGCCCGCAGCUCAUGUGGGACAUCACAGACAGAUUCGCUGGGCCCGACCUCCUGUGCCGCCUGGUGAAGUACCUGCAAGUUCUGGGCAUGUUUUCAUCCACCUACAUGAUCGUGGUGAUGACAGUGGACCGAUACCAAGCCGUCUGUAACCCGAUGGUGAAGUUCCAGCGUUCACGCACAAGACUGAACAUCCCCGUGUGCGUCGGCUGGGGGAUUUCUCUGCUAGGCAGCCUGCCGCAGGUUUUCAUCUUCUCACAGGUCGAGGUUGCACCGGGUGUGUUUGACUGCUGGGCUAAAUUUAUCCAGCCAUGGGGUCUGCAGACAUACAUAACCUGGACCACACUCGCCAUUUUCGUUUUACCUGUUAUAAUGAUUGUUUUUUGCCAAGUACGCAUCUGCCAGGCCAUCCAGAUCAAUCUGUACCAAAAGACCCAACAGCGGUGCCAUGUGGGUGUCCCUCUUCCAUCCAGGGCCAGCAGUACGGCCGGUAUGUCCAGAGCCAGGGUCAAGACCCUGAAGAUGACAGUGUUUAUCGUGCUGGCUUAUAUUGUCUGCUGGGCUCCUUUCUUCAUUGUCCAGCUCUGGUCCGCCUGGGACACACAUGCGCCAAAAGAAACUGCGACUUUCACCAUCCUGAUGCUGCUGGCGAGUCUGAACAGCUGCGCGAAUCCCUGCAUUUACCUCGUGUUCAGCGACCAAUUCCCCAAGAGGCUGGUCACACUCCUCGGUCAGCGGCAGUACCACUGCAGAGACUCAGCGCACGAGGAGGCGACGCUGGUCAGCACGUUGUACAUGAGUUUAAAAAACGUCUCCGAGUCCAAAUGAGGACGAGGCGUUUGUGGAUAAGGGGAAAACACGCGUGUGGAGUCGGUGGGCCGUAUUUGGACGACUGAACGUGUGAGGACGGGACACACCGGGUCUCUCCGGGUCUCCGACAUAUUUAAUGUGCUGUGGUCAUUGCAGUAGGCACCGGAAUCGAACCAGAAAUGAACUGCGCUCCAGACGUUGCUGGAUGGCGAAAGCAAAGUGAGUUUUGUUGGACUCCGAGUGUGUAAAUCCGUGUUUGUUCAGGCAAUCACGUUAUGACUUAACGACAGUUUUCAUGUGACAGAAUCGUGCAUUUUCAGACAGAUUCAGCGAUUGAAUUUCAGAUAAAGCUGUUCGGGAUAAAGAAGAACCUAAGACUUUAAGUGUAUUGUUAUUUUGUGUAUCAGCAGAACUAGUAAAAACGUGGAAUUUUUUGAGUAAAAUGCCAGUAAAUAUACCACAGGACAUUAAAAUAUAAAAUAUACCACAGUGCCUCGAGAAGAGUUCAAUGAAGUAGAAUAUACAUAACUGCAUUAAAAACAGAAAUUAAUUUGUCCCUUUGAUACAUAUUCUGUAUAAAUACUCUCUCUCUCUCUCUCUCUCUCUCUCUCUCACACACACACAUACACACUGAUUGUAUUGGUAAAUUAUUGUUUAUUUGUUUCAAAGUGGGUUUUGAAAGCAAAUGUGGAGUAAAGUCAAAUCCUCACAUAAGCUUUGUUUUGUUUUACUUGUUUUUAAUAUACAGUGUGUUCCAAAAGUCUGAAACCAUGUUCACUUGAAUGACAUGUUUGACCCAUACUGUAUAUGUCUAUACAUCCUAUGUAUACAAGACAAAGUAAGAGCGUAUGAUAUCAACGCUCAAAGACUUAAAUAUUCGUUUGCAAUGAGCCACGAGAUUAAUUCUCACUGAAACAAAGAUCACAUCCUUUUGAAUGUGUCUUACCAUCAUGACAAGAUAUGGUUCAAGCCUGGUGUAUAUGUGUAUUAACUGCUCGAAAACCCUGAGGCUGAGCAUGAACGUUUCUGCAGCAUACGAAAGACUGACAAGGCAUGAAAAAUAUUACACAAGCACGUACAGGGAACAUGUCCUGUUUCAAUUGAACCACACCCAGGUGAGUACCAAUCAGGGUUAAAAAAAAAAAAGUUCAGAUCAGGACUUUGGGUCAAACGUGCAAAUUAGUCAAUAACCAUACGUUUCUUUUAGAAGGUAUUUUGUGCAAGUUGGAAACUGAAGUUCUGUCAAUAGAGCAGACUAUUUGUGUCUGUUGCCUGUGUGAUAGUGUGAACGUGUCCAACAGUGACGUCUUCCAGAGCGGUGGAUGGGAAGCUUAAGGCUUGUGUUAGUGUUACUGGGGCAGCUUCAGUUUAUCUUCAUGUGACUCGAAGCUUGGACCUUCGUGACAA
Scophthalmus maximus (turbot) is the source of this 2659-nucleotide messenger RNA. Its product is annotated as vasopressin V2 receptor-like. Gene Ontology annotation, biological process: G protein-coupled receptor signaling pathway; positive regulation of vasoconstriction; regulation of systemic arterial blood pressure by vasopressin. The transcript has 2 exons. The record is from RefSeq and is a predicted model, not a curated record. The coding region runs from base 218 to 1270 and encodes 350 amino acids. Gene Ontology annotation, molecular function: peptide binding; vasopressin receptor activity. Gene Ontology annotation, cellular component: membrane. Lineage: Eukaryota; Metazoa; Chordata; Actinopteri; Pleuronectiformes; Scophthalmidae.